UAAUGAUCUGCUGAAGCUUCCUCUUUUCAAUGGUAUUUUUAGAAAGUGAAAGAAAUGCAGAACACAGAGGAACAUUAAACCACAGUGUUUGCAGUUUUAUGGUGGUUUACUGAUAGUAAGGUCAUCAUUCUCUCGCAGGAGGCAUAGAAAUGUUCCUGGAAACAGCAGGCAACGUGUGUUUGGUCAUCCUACUGUCAUUGGCAGAUGCCCAGAGUCAGAAUGGAUGGAUUGUGCAGUACCCCUUACAGUCGAUAUGUAUUAUGACUGGGAAUUCAGUGGACAUACCCUGCUGGUACCAAAAUCCUAGCAAACAGAAAGUAUAUAGAACAUUCUGGUACAGGUAUAAGGAUUGGAUGCCUGGAGAUAAAGACCCUAAGGACCUUGCGUAUGACCCAGAGUAUCGCGAUCGAGUGGAGUACCUUGGAGAUAAAAAUCACAGCUGUGCAUUCAGAAUCAAACAGUUGAAACGAGAGGAUUCAGAUGAAUAUCGAUUUAGGUUUAUUACAUAUUGGGAUGAGAGAUAUACUGUCGCUCCUGGAGUCACACUGUCUGUUACAGAUACACAGGUGGCUGCAAAACAGGAGCUGGAAUUUGCUUUGGCGCUGACCUGCAAUACCGACUGUCCACAUGGAAAUGUAAUGUAUACCUGGUUUAAAAAUGGACACCAGCUACAGGGAGAAUAUUUGGAUAAUAUAUACAUCCACAUCCAAAACAAAGAAGAUACGAAGAAAUACUCCUGUGCUUUUCAAGACAGAAAAGGGUCCAGUUUACAAGAAAGUAUCUACGUUAUCUAUACAAUGAUUGUCAAUCCCCUUGGUGAAAUAGUGGAAGGCAAUUCAGUGAUUCUGAUCUGCAGAAGCAAUGCCACGGCAUCAGAAAACAAUUACAAAUGGUAUAAAAAGAAUGGGAUUCACGCACAUGAGACGAAGUCAUCAAAGACGUUGAUCAUCAAAGACAUCAAACCUGAGCACAGUGGGCACUACUUCUGCGGAAUAUGGUCUAUAACUUCUACAGAGGUGUACAUAAAUGUUCAGUAUGCCCCAAAAAGCAUUUCAGUGAUAGCGUUUCCCUCUGUGGACUUGAAGGAACGUGAUUCAGUGACUAUGACCUGUGGUGCUAAAGCCAACCCAGAAGUUAAGAGAUACACCUGGUUUAAGAAGAAUGGAGAGGAAAUCAUAGAGCUUGGUUCAGGGAAUAAUUACACCAUCACUAACAUCACCUCUAAGGACAGUGGACCGUACUAUUGUUCAGGACAAAAUAGACAUGGGACUAUUAACUCUAAAUUCUUAUCUGUGAAUGUACAGUAUGCCCCAAAAAACAUUUCAGUGAUAGCGUUUCCCUCUGUGAACUUGAAGGAACGUGAUUCAGUAACUCUGACCUGUGGUGCUAAAGCCAACCCAGAAGUUGAGAGAUACACCUGGUUUAAGAAGAAUGGAGAGAAAAUCAUAGAGCUUGGUACAGGGAAUAAUUACACCAUCACUAACAUCACCUCUAAGGACAGUGGACCGUACUAUUGUUCAGGAGAAAAUAGACAUGGGACUAUUAACUCUACCUACUUAUCUGUGAAUGUACAGUAUGCUCCCAGAGAGUUCUCAGUGUCAGUGAGUCCCUCUGGUGGAAUAAUGAUGGGUGAUUCAGUGACUCUGACCUGCAGCGGCGAUGCAAACCCACCAGCUAAGAGCUACCAAUGGUUUAAGGAUGAAAUCUUAAUCUCACCAGGAGUAUCAGGGCAGAAUUACACAAUAAAUAAUAUCAAAUUUGAACACAAUGGACGCUAUAAGUGCAAUGCAACGAAUGACAUUGGAUCUCAUUUCUCACCUGCUGUGUUUAUCUUUGUAGAAAGAGAAACAGCAGCUAUCAUUGGGACGACGGUUGGAAUUGCAGCUGUUGUGGUUCUUGUGGUUGUGAUGACACUAGUGUGGAAGAUAAGCAAACAUUCACAAUGUAAAAAAGAUACAAUAGGAGAAAUGCAGCGCAAGGACACUGCAAAUCCGGUGUAUGCCAAUAUCUCAGAAAUGGCUCCCAACGUCAUUGAAAUACAGGAAGAAGCACUGUACUCCACUGUUCAGCAUGACAAGUCCAGAGACAGGGAACAGGUUCAGUACAUGAGUAUUUCUGAGCCUUGUGAUCCCAAUGUAGACGAAGUUCAGUAUUCCACUAUUCAGUUCCCCCUCUCCAGUGUUACAUCCGGGACACCAGUUCAAAUGCUUACAGAUGCUUCUGCCAUCUACAGCACAGUUUCCAAACCUUGAGAUCUUUAUUUAACUUCAGCCCUUUUGUGGUAGAUCAAGCUUCCCCCUCAGCCUCCUCCUACUUCUCAAAGACAUAUUCUCAUCCACAUCCCAGCGAAUGUCCUCCCUUGCAAUGCAGUGUGGGAAAUACCUCCUUGAACGUCGAAUCCACCCCUCUGCAGGACUCCGCUGUGAUGUCAUCACAUGCUGCAUCCAUGGCAGCAAGCAGGGUCAUCUGUGUCUGCGUAUCUGUAAGGAAUGGAGAAUAGGGUGGGAGGAAGUCCACUAGCAUUCUGUCAUGUGCCGCAAACCACUGUCUGAUCCCAUCUGCAUGGUGAAAACGUACAUGAUCCCAAACAACAUAUUUAUGGAGGCCAUUUCUAAGCAGACCCAUUUCUCAGAGAUGAUAUCCCUGUAUAGCGUGUUUAAAAAUGUCAACAGAUGUUGGGUGUUGUAUGGACUAACAAGCGGAAUAUGGGUGAGGACUCCAUUGUCAGAGAAGGCUGCUGAGAUGGAUGUUUCCCCCUCGCCUUGUGUAAAUGAACAUACGUUUUCUCUUCUACAGCUGAAGCAAAUGUUUAGGGUCUUUAUACUGUACCUGUACUAUAUGGGACUACACAAAGUACUGCUUACUGUACAUUACAGUAUGCACAAAAUGCUUUACCUGCAUACUCACAAUGGAGCUCCUUUCAAACUGUAAAGCUGCUUCAUUCGCAUCUAAUGUCUCUUCAGCACCCUGUCAAUUGUUGAGAUGCUCACAGAAUUGUUGGUGUUAAAGACAUUGACAGACUUUCUUUGCAUCUCCCGCAGUUUGAUAGCAUUAUUUGCUAUCACCAUGGUGCAAAUGGCUUCCUCCCGUUCAGGGGCCCAUUUCCACUGCUGUGAGGUAGUGUUGCUGUCCUAGGUGAUACGGUACAAUAGAGUAAAAUUACAGGACUGUAAAACAAGAUUCACUAAAGCUAUAUUUGCAUAUCAUAUUUACAGCACUGUGAUGUAAACAUGGUACAAUUCCUAACUACUGUAAUACAUGACAGUACAGUACAGCAGUGGUCCCCAACCGUUUUGUCACCACGGACCGGUUUUAUUCCUUUAACAUUUCCGCAGACCGGGUUUGGAGCGGGAGCGGAGACGUGCAACCAUAAACACUGAGAUAAAAAAAUGAGGGCCGCAAUAUUUAACUAAUCACCAUGUGUGUUGACUUAUCGCCCCCUAUGAGCCACAGAUGGAAGUGUUACCCAAAUAAAACAGUCUCUGUUAACCGUUCGCCGCGGCCCGCUACAAAAUGCUAAACGGCCCGGUACCGAUCCGCGACCCGGUGGUUGGGGACCCCUGCAGUACAGCAUCAGCUAGAUGAGUAAAUGUAAAUUCAAGCAACAUUCCUAGCUAUACUGUACUUUGCUUUACUAGUAUACAAAUUAUACACUAUAGCAGUAGUGUAUAUACAGUGAACAUUACCUCAUUGGAUUACACACACGUGUGCUCCCAAUGAAAUGUCUGUAUUAUUGAGGACACUGUCGUCCUCCCAACAUAUUUGGCCGCACUCUGUGACCAGCCUCAGUCAUUGUAAGACCAUGAUUGAUGACAUGGUCUGCAACUGUAGCCCUUAAUUCAUCAGGAACAGGUCCCCUGAUCAUUCUCCGCAUCCUUAAAACUGUAAAUGAGCUGUAGAUGUCCAUGAUUUACUUUGUUUCUCGAGUUUUGCCUGCUGCCACUCAUAUUACUGUUCAAGGAAUUGCCCUUGGUCUGAAUGGAAAAUAUUUUUUAGCAGAAAUUGUGUCUGUAGAAAUCACUGAUAGCUGUUCUGUUUAGAUAUAAUUUGUGUGAUAUGUAAUAUGACUGUUGUCCCACUGUAGUAAUAUGCAAAUAGAAAGUUAGCAAAUGCAUUGUAAAAUAAUUUAAAACUGAUGUAAGGCACAUAAAACCAGUAAUGAUUGUCACGCUAGAUAUGAAAUGGUCUUGCUUGAUAGAACUCUGAUUAAAAUGAAUACUGCUCCAAAAAUAUCUUGUUAAAAAUCUU
Paramormyrops kingsleyae is the source of this 4248-nucleotide messenger RNA. The record is from RefSeq and is a predicted model, not a curated record. Lineage: Eukaryota; Metazoa; Chordata; Actinopteri; Osteoglossiformes; Mormyridae.